This is a messenger RNA of Aspergillus nidulans FGSC A4, 1119 nucleotides long. RefSeq names its product TauD/TfdA dioxygenase family protein. Gene Ontology annotation, molecular function: oxidoreductase activity. The transcript is spliced from 9 exons. The coding region runs from base 1 to 1119 and encodes 372 amino acids. The record is from RefSeq and is a predicted model, not a curated record. NCBI's taxonomy places the organism in Eukaryota, Fungi, Ascomycota, Eurotiomycetes, Eurotiales, Aspergillaceae.
AUGGCUCCUUCUAUCGAAGUCGCCUCGCCAACCCCUGCGUCUGCCCCGGUUGAGGCGAAAGGCGAGUCUCAGAAAGCCACUGCAUCGGGCUACAUCCGUGAACCACUAAAGUACAGCGGCUCACUCGACGAGUAUAAAAGUUUCGACGUCACGCCCAUUAUCGGACGCGAAUUUUCUGAUCUGCAGCUGACUGAUAUCCUCCACGAUGACCAAAAGCUCCGCGACCUGGCCAUCACCGUUUCUCGCCGCGGCGUCGUCUUCUUCCGCAACCAGAGUAUCAACUCUGACGAGCAAAAGGUUCUGGGCCAGAAACUUGGUGAGUUGACGGGGAAGCCUGCCACGUCCAAGCUCCACCGACACGCUGUCAACAACGCUGGCAGAAAGCUGACAGUGAACGAGCACGGCAAACUCGACGACGAAGUCUCCGUCAUCUCCUCUGAGACAAACCGCAAAUACUACGGCGACCGCUUCGCCAACAAUACCCGCCAUCUUGCUAGCGAGGGAUGGCAUGCUGACAUAACCUUCGAGCGAGUCCCCUCUGACUACGCCAUUCUCAAAAUUACCCACUCCCCAGAAGACCAGACCGGCGGUGAUACGCUUUGGGCAUCGGGGUAUGAAGUGUACGACAGACUCUCGCCGCCCAUUCAAGCCCUGACAGAUACCCUGACGGCUGUUCACCACCAGCCGUCCUUCAACAACAUCGCCAAAGAACACGGCAUCGAACUCAUUCAAGGAGACCGGGGUGCGCCCGAGAACACCGGGUACGAUUUCAGGGCUAGCCAUCCCCUCAUCCGCACAAACCCGGUCACUGGUUGGAAGAGUCUCUUUGGUGCUGCCGGGCAGGUCGACAAUGGUUGGAUCGAGGGCGUGACGAAGCGCGAGAGUGAGAUUUUGAAGAAAUAUUUCCGCCAACUCAUCGCCGAGAACCAUGAUCUCCAGGUCCGAUUCAAAUGGGGCACGAAUGAUCUUGCUAUUUGGGAUAACCGGUCUGUCUUCCAUACGGCGACAAACGACUACGAUGGAAAGCGACAAGGCAACCGGGUCGUCUCACUGGGCGAAAUCCCGUACUUUGACCCUGCAUCCAAGUCGAGACGUGAGGCGUUGGCGGCUGAAGCAUAG